AUGGCCGCCCGCAACGCCAUAACCCUAAUCCAGAAGUCCAAGUCUUCCUCGCCCGAGAUACUGCAGCUGCGAUGUCACAUACGACCCGGCGCAAGCAAGGUGCGGGAGGGAGUUGCCACCGUCACAGAUGAGUCCAUCGAGCUAUGCGUAGCCGCUCCGCCGCAGGACGGCAAGGCAAACAAGGCCGUUAUUGAGAUAUUAAGCGAGAUCCUAGGCGUCCCAAAAUCGGACUUGCAGAUCACUCAUGGGAUGAAAAACAGGGAUAAGACCAUUAGUGUCGCGAGCGCCUGUUUCCGGCGCGGCAAGGACGGGGAGAGCGAUGAGGACCUCGUAGCUAUGGUAAAGCAGAAGCUCCUCAGCCAGGAAGUAUCGUAA
Molecule: messenger RNA, 375 nt
Organism: Daldinia loculata
Lineage: Eukaryota; Fungi; Ascomycota; Sordariomycetes; Xylariales; Hypoxylaceae
Product: YggU-like protein
Exons: 2
Coding region: 1-375 (124 amino acids)
Cellular component (GO): cytoplasm
Source: RefSeq, a predicted model, not a curated record